GUUGUUGUUGUUGUUGUUGCUUCAAACAUGGACACAUAUACAUAGAGGCAUAGCUGCAAUGCAUUGUGUGUUGUGUCGUUCACUCAAGUAAAAUAGCCCACAGUUUUCAGACGCGCGCGCUACAGUAACAUUAUCCCAAAGACAAGCCGCUUUAGCUGAAUACAAACAGUGGAAAUAUACACAACCGGUGCAUAUUCGGUUUUCCAUAUUUUCACCCGAAUUUUUGGAACAAAUUCCAACCAAAUUUAUUUGGUUGUGCACGUUUUUCCCAAAAAAAACCAAUUGCAUCGUUCAUUUUUUAAUAAGUCCCAGUGAAAAAGGGUGAAAAGAAGUGAACAAUGUCGGCACCAGCUCAUAGCAAAAAGCGCGUUUGUUAUUACUAUGACAGCGAUAUUGGCAAUUAUUAUUAUGGCCAAGGACAUCCAAUGAAGCCACAUCGUAUACGUAUGACACAUAAUUUGCUGUUAAACUAUGGCCUGUACCGCAAAAUGGAAAUCUAUCGUCCACACAAAGCCACCGCAGAUGAGAUGACCAAAUUCCAUUCAGACGAUUACAUUCGAUUCUUGCGCUCCAUUCGACCGGACAACAUGUCGGAGUACAACAAGCAGAUGCAGCGGUUCAAUGUUGGUGAGGAUUGUCCGGUGUUCGAUGGCCUGUAUGAGUUUUGUCAAUUGUCGGCUGGUGGUUCUGUCGCCGCGGCUGUAAAACUGAACAAACAAGCAUCGGAGAUUUGUAUCAAUUGGGGCGGUGGUUUGCAUCACGCUAAAAAAUCGGAAGCGUCUGGAUUUUGUUAUGUGAAUGACAUUGUCUUAGGCAUUUUGGAAUUGUUGAAAUAUCAUCAACGUGUCUUGUAUAUCGAUAUCGAUGUGCAUCAUGGUGACGGUGUGGAAGAGGCAUUCUAUACAACGGACCGUGUGAUGACGGUUAGCUUUCACAAAUAUGGUGAAUAUUUCCCGGGUACGGGUGAUUUACGUGAUAUUGGUGCUGGCAAAGGCAAAUAUUAUGCCGUAAAUAUUCCAUUGCGUGAUGGUAUGGACGAUGAUGCUUACGAAUCCAUAUUCGUACCAAUCAUUUCGAAAGUAAUGGAAACAUUUCAACCAUCGGCCGUUGUUCUUCAGUGUGGUGCUGAUUCGUUGACCGGUGAUCGUUUGGGUUGCUUCAAUUUAACGGUCAAAGGACAUGGUAAAUGCGUUGAAUUUGUCAAAAAGUAUAAUUUACCAUUUUUAAUGGUGGGCGGCGGUGGUUAUACCAUUCGUAAUGUAUCAAGAUGUUGGACGUAUGAAACAUCAGUUGCAUUGGGCGUUGAAAUUGCCAACGAACUACCAUAUAACGAUUACUUUGAAUACUUUGGACCCGAUUUUAAAUUACAUAUCAGCCCAAGUAAUAUGUCCAAUCAAAAUACGACUGAAUAUUUGGAGAAGAUCAAAAAUCGCUUGUUUGAAAAUUUACGAAUGUUACCACAUGCACCGGGCGUUCAAGUACAGGCCAUUCCAGAGGAUGCGGUCAACGAUGAGAGCGAUGACGAGGACAAAGUGAACCAAGACGAACGACUACCACAAAGCGAUAAAGAUAAACGCAUCGCACCCGAUAACGAAUUCUCCGAUUCAGAGGACGAGGGUGAAGGUGGACGACGUGACAAUCGAUCAUACAAAGGCCAACGUAAACGACCUCGUCUCGACAAAUCUAACGAUGGCAAACCGGCCGCCGAAGGUGAAGUCAAAGAUGAAAAAGACACAAAAAUGGAAACAAAUGAUACUGAAACAGAAAUUAAGCCACCCGAAGAGAAGAAAGAGCCAGCUCCCGUAGCGUAAUGAACUAAAAACAAAUUUUUAAGAUAAUAGGAUAGGAAUGCUUUGCAAAUCGCGCGCACGUCUCUUUUGAACAUUUCCUCAUCUCAAAAAAUGCACGACAGCGACAAAAGCACAAACACACACACACACACAUUUUUAAGAGAAAACCAUAAAUAAAAGAGAUAUCUUGACGUAUUACUUACAAUUUUACAAUUAGAAAAUGAUGAAAACACAAGGUAUAACAACAACAGCAACAAAACAAUACAAGAAUUAAAUAAAUGAAAAGAAAAAACACAAAACAAUUCAAUGCAAGUUAUGUUUCUUUAUUUUGAUGAUGAGACACAAUUACAGGCGAUUUAAUCUGAGAAAGUUCGGUGAGAAUUUUUUUUUUCUGUGUUCCGUUGUUUUCAAGAUUAGACCAAAUGAUACUGGAUUUUUCGCAAAAGAAUAAUAUCGUAAUUUUUUUCUGUUUUUUUUUUUUGUUUUGUUUAAUAUUCUACCAUGAAAACAAUUGUAAUGAUUGCAAGAUAUAAUUUGAGAGUGAGACUUGUUUGUGUUCAUGCAUUUUUACCAGUGCGUAAAAUUACGAUUUGAAUUAUCAUUUUGGUGUUUCUCUUGUAUGCGUACCUUGAAUUUGAAGACGACCGAAAUGUAUAAAAUUGCCAAAUAACCCAAUAUUUUUUCUUAAUAAACAUCAAUGAAGAAAGAAAA
Sitodiplosis mosellana (orange wheat blossom midge) is the source of this 2501-nucleotide messenger RNA. It is a transcript of the gene HDAC1, whose product is annotated as histone deacetylase HDAC1. The transcript is spliced from 5 exons. Gene Ontology annotation, molecular function: histone deacetylase activity. The record is from RefSeq and is a predicted model, not a curated record. NCBI's taxonomy places the organism in Eukaryota, Metazoa, Arthropoda, Insecta, Diptera, Cecidomyiidae. The coding region runs from base 339 to 1811 and encodes 490 amino acids.